Molecule: messenger RNA, 1883 nt
Organism: Agrilus planipennis (emerald ash borer)
Lineage: Eukaryota; Metazoa; Arthropoda; Insecta; Coleoptera; Buprestidae
Gene: U4-U6-60K
Product: U4/U6 small nuclear ribonucleoprotein Prp4
Exons: 7
Coding region: 79-1611 (510 amino acids)
Biological process (GO): mRNA splicing, via spliceosome
Cellular component (GO): U4/U6 x U5 tri-snRNP complex
Molecular function (GO): protein binding; U6 snRNA binding; U4 snRNA binding
Source: RefSeq, a predicted model, not a curated record
AAUAAGUACCGACUUUUUCAAGAAAAAUAUAAAUACCGAACAAUACACAGACACAAGUUUGUGAUAAUAAUAAUAAUAAUGUCAGAUGAUGAAGAAGUGGCUUAUGUUAAGAAAACGAAAACUAUCCAUUACGGUUCUUUAGAAGAUACCGAAAAAGCGAGGUUAGCUGAGUUAGAAAUAAAUGGUAGUACUAACGAAGAUGAUGCCUCCAAGAAUUCUGUACAAAAUUCGGCACAGAUUAACAUUUCCAAUGAAUAUAUGGAAUUGGAAGACAAUAUAUCGAAAGAAAAGCAAGCUCUCUUGGAAGAAUUCGAAAGAAGAAAAAAGGCCAGACAAAUAAACGUAUCAACGGAUGAUGCUGAAGUGAAGCGAAACUUAAGACAACUUGGGGAACCAAUUUGCCUUUUUGGAGAAGGGCCAGCUGAUCGAAGGAAUAGACUAAGAGAAAUUUUGUCUUGUAUAGGUGAAGAUGCAAUUAUUAAACGAGAGGUUCAGGAAGAGAAAAAACUUCUUGAAAAGGAUCAAGAAACAACAUGGUAUCAUGAAGGACCAGAAACUUUAAGAAUUGCAAGAUUAUGGAUAGCAGAAUAUUCUUUGCCAAGGGCCAAGGAACGUCUAGAAGAAGCUAAACUCAUGAAAGAUUUACCACCUGCUACUAAAACAGCCCGUUGGCAAGAAUUACAGAAAAAGUUGCAGAGCAUAACUAUACACAGCAGUCAAAUUGGUGACACAAGACCUAUAUCAUUCUGUCAGUUCAGUCCUAAUUCAAAAUUACUGGCCACAGCUUCAUGGACUGGUGUAUGUAAAUUAUGGUCUGUACCCGAUUGUGAAUUAAAGCAAACCCUCAAGGGGCACACAUGUAACGUCGGUGCUAUAGUAUUUCACCCCCAAGCCACUUUAACCCAAGAAAAAAAUGUCUGCAACAUGGUAACAUGUGCUUCAGAUGGAUCGGUGAAGUUAUGGAACUUUGAAAGUGAUGAACCAAUAGCGGAUAUUGAGGGUCAUAUGCCUCAUAGAGUGUCAAGGGUCGCAUUCCAUCCUUCUGGGAGAUUUUUAGGCACAUGCUGUUUUGAUUGCUCAUGGAGACUUUGGGAUCUUCAACAGUGCACUGAAGUGCUGCAUCAAGAAGGUCACGUUAAACCAGUGUAUUGCAUCAGUUUCCAAGUUGAUGGGUCUGUGUGUGCAACAGGGGGUCUUGAUUCUUUUGGUCGUGUUUGGGAUCUACGUACAGGACGUUGUAUAAUGUUUAUGGAGGGUCAUUUAAAGUCAAUUUAUGGCAUUGAUUUUUCUCCGAAUGGAUAUCACAUUGCUACAGCAAGUGAAGACAAUACUUGCAAAAUUUGGGACUUGCGGAAGAGAAACCUUUUGUACACAAUUCCUGCUCAUACUAAUCUGAUAUCGGAUGUGAAAUUCCAAAAAGGGGCCGGUGAUUACUUAGUAACUGCUUCAUACGAUAACACUGUGAAAAUAUGGACGAGCAGGACGUGGCAACCUUUAAAGACGCUUUCAGGACACGACGGAAAAGUUAUGAGCGUCGACAUUUCGUCUGAUGAUCAAUUCAUCGCAACUAGUUCGUAUGAUAGGACGUUUAAGUUUUGGGCACCCGAGUGAUUAAUUAAUUACAAUGUAAUAAUUAUUAUUAACUCGAGUAUGAAGUUGAUUACUGUGGAUAAUCGUAAUUAGUGUUUUUUAUAUAAAAAUAAAAUAUGUAUAAGAAAUAAUUAAUAUAAAUUUAUGGAAUACGUUCCCUCUAUUUACCACUAAAUAUAAGGCAAAGAAACGAUGAAUUCUAUGUUUAAUUAUAGUCCCAAGUAACAAAUUACAAAAAUGUAAAUUUAUCAAAUUUAGCAGUUCUGCUUCCGUCAACAUGAAAAUAUUUUAAU